CGCGAUGACCUCAAUCGCCAGCAGGUAAGAUGGCGUCCUGCAAUGAAGCAGGAAAUAGUGUCAAAUUAAUCUAGUUUUUAAAAAAGUUAAUUUUGUUCAGGACAUUGUACUCAACAUUAUAGGAGACUGAAAACCAAUAGCAUCAUCUUCAUUGAUCCUUUAUCUUCCUGUUUCCUCUUGGCUCUUUGCUGCUGGCAUUGAGGAUGAAAACACAGUAUGUAGCUGCAUUAUCAUUAUGAUUCACUCCCAGUGCUGGAAGCAAAUGAACAAAAGAUCCUAAAUGGCCUCUAGGAAAUCAGGAUCAGAUUUUCAGAACUCUGGAGCAGCCGUUACUUACCUUGAUGAUGUCCCAUUUAAGAUUGGUGACAAGUUCAAGAGUCCUGCCAAAGUGGGAAUUCCUGUUGGAUUUUGUAUAUCAGAUUACUCAUCACAAUUGAGAAAGAUUGAUUAUGAUUUCUCUUUCGAGAAGAGGACGAUAAAAUGGGCCGAAGAAAUAAAACAAAUUAAAGCUGCACAAAAGGCAGCCAGUUUAAACAGGGAAGCUUCUUCGGUGACUGCUGAAUCGGAGGCAUUCUUAAAGAGAAAAAGUGGAAUCCAACACACUGGACCACAUUCUUCAGCAUUUCCACUGACUAUUAACCCUAUACUUGCCAGUCUAAGGCACAACAAUAUUUUAACUCCAAUGCCAGCUAAUAGCAAAACUGUAACACAAAAAGACCCAAGUCCCCCUUUCACAACUAAAUUCAAUCUUGCAGAUUUUGAAAGUGAAGAAGAUCCUUUUGAUAAACUGGAGUUGAAAACGCUAAAUGAUAAGGAGGAACUCAAAAACAUUCUUGAAGUUCAGGCGAGUUCACGACCGAUGAUUAUUCCACAAUUGGAUAAUGGCCUGGAUGUGCAUAUUGUGGGAUCCACAGAUGCAUCACCAAGCCCAGAAAUGCAGGCCUCAACUGAGGAGGCUACCUCAGACUUCAAAUCUCUUCACAAGCCAAAUGGCCUCAUAAAUUUGCCACAGUUGGAGAACUGUGAAAAAGUGCCCUUCUCUGCCAAAGUAUCUCUCCCUUCUGCUUCAACUGUCAGCAAUAUCAAAUCUCUGUCUUUUCCUAAACUGGAUUCUGAUGAGAGUGAGCAAAAGACUGCUAAGCUCACUGGUACUUUCCACAGCACAAGCCUACCCAAUGGCACUUUGUUUAGUUCAAUAAAGAACUGUGAGCAGUACAAAGCUAAUAGUUUUAAUGGACAUAACUUCUCUGUUGCAUCCAUAUGUUCCUCUUCAAGUUUUGAGCUUGGGAUUGAUAACAGCACAGCAGUGUUGUCUUCUUCGAGGUCAGAUGUUUCACCGGUUAUGUCAACAGCUGGAACAGAGAACUUAUCUCACAAUGCAGCAAAGCUGGUUAAUUCUGGAAACCAACCUGCUGCAGAAAAAUUCACUAUAACCAACAGAGAUGCAUCAAAGAGAUCAGAAUGUUUUGAUCCACUUCAAGCAUUGACUCCAAGUGAGAGGCAGUGUGCCGAUACAAUAGUUAGUAUGGGAUAUUCAUGUGAGAACGUAAUAAAAGCCAUGCAGAAACGAGGAGAAAACCUAGAACAGGUGCUUGAUUACUUGUUUGUCCAUGGACGACUCUGUGAACAGGGCUUUGAACCAGCACUCGUAGAGGAAGGCCUGGAAAUGUAUCAGUGUUCAGAGCCAAAGACUCUGGAAUUUCUUAACCUCAUGUCUAAAUUCAGAGAAAUGGGCUUUGAACGAGGCGAUAUUAAGGAAGUUCUUGUUUUUCAUAACAAUGACCAGGAGAAAGCUCUGGAAGACUUAAUGACCCGUGCAGGAGCCAGCUGAAGGCAACCCUUGUUCCAUCUCAGUCUGAUUGAGAGAACAGAGAGGGAAAAAUCAUCCCACGUACGAUUCAGUUUCCAGCUCUGUUUAUACAAGCAUGGCUGUAUAUUUCUUUCCUUUUGGACUUUUCUGUGUGUG
Molecule: messenger RNA, 1966 nt
Organism: Carcharodon carcharias (great white shark)
Lineage: Eukaryota; Metazoa; Chordata; Chondrichthyes; Lamniformes; Lamnidae
Gene: ubap1
Product: ubiquitin associated protein 1
Exons: 8
Coding region: 281-1831 (516 amino acids)
Biological process (GO): ubiquitin-dependent protein catabolic process via the multivesicular body sorting pathway
Cellular component (GO): ESCRT I complex
Molecular function (GO): ubiquitin binding
Source: RefSeq, a predicted model, not a curated record